GCGGCGGCGAAUGCCCCGAGGAGAGCUAAGCUGUGCGGUGUAAAGCGUGGCCCCGCUGCUCCUUCGGUGAGAGUCGUAGGAAAAAGCACAGCUGAAAAAUGAGUAAAAGAUGGCUCUGUGGCCUGACGGCGCUCCCGGGGCCGCGAAAGCCUCCCGAUGAGACAGAGGUGCCCCGAGCGCUCCCGGCCUGCCGGGGACUGCAGAUAGUUUCUUCCCUUUUCUAGGCUGGGCUCUGCUACUGACCUCCGGUGUACCCAUUGUCAAUCUCCUGCCCCUUCGGUUUCCUACCUAAAAUGGUUUCCUGCAUCCUCCAGGUGCUCAGCAUGUCUUGGCCGCUCCUGCUCUGCUCACUCUGACCAUGAGCAGCAAUUCUUCCCUCAGCAAUGGGAACACUCUGAGGAACCUCACCACGCAAGAAGACGGUGCGGUCAGAAUCACUGAAGCCGUUGCUAUAAUCGUCAUUGCUGUUUUCAUCUGCUUGGGCAACCUCAUCAUUGUUGUCACCCUCUAUCGGAAGUCUUACCUUCUCACGCUGAGCAACAAGUUUGUGUUCAGCCUGACCCUCUCCAACUUCCUGCUCUCUGUCCUGGUGCUGCCUUUUGUUGUCACCAGUUCUAUCAGGCGGGAAUGGAUCUUUGGAGUUGUUUGGUGCAAUUUCUCAGCUCUGCUCUACAUGCUUAUCAGCUCAGCCAGCAUGCUUACUCUUGGACUCAUAGCCAUAGACCGGUAUUAUGCUGUCCUUUACCCUAUGGUAUACCCAAUGAAGAUUACAGGCAACAGAGCAGUGGUGGCUCUUGUGUAUGUGUGGCUACAUUCCCUCAUUGGCUGCCUCCCUCCCCUCUUUGGCUGGUCGUCUUUGGAGUUUGACCAGUUCAAGUGGAUGUGUGUAGCCGCGUGGCACAAAGAGGCUGGUUACACUGCCUUUUGGCAGGUCUGGUGUGCGUUGCUGCCUUUCCUGGUCAUGAUGAUCUGCUAUGGGUUCAUAUUCCGUGUGGCUAGGAUUAAAGCCCGCAAAAUCCACUGUGGCAGUGUUGUCAUCGUGGAGGAGGACUCCCAGAGGAAUGGGAGGAAGAACUCCAGCACUUCCACGUCCUCCUCAGGAAGCAGAAGGAACGCUUUCCAAGGGGUUGUCUACUCUGCCAACCAGUGCAAAGCUUUCAUAACCAUCUUGGUGGUCAUCGGUGCUUUUGUUAUUACGUGGGGACCUUACAUGGUAGUAAUAACAUCGGAGGCGCUUUGGGGAAAAAACAGUAUUUCUCCUGCCUUGGAGACAUUAGCUACGUGGUUGUCCUUCUCCAGUGCCAUUUGCCACCCGUUAAUUUACGGACUGUGGAACAAAACAGUGCGCAAGGAACUACUAGGAAUGUGCUUUGGGGAUCGGUAUUACCGUGAGUCGUUUGUUCAGCGGCAUAGGACCUCAAGGUUAUUCAGCAUUUCCAAUAGGAUCACAGAUUUGGGACUAUCCCCUCAUCUCACUGCCCUCAUGGCAGGUGGGCGGACAUUAGGAAACAGCAGCAGCACAGGAGACACAGGUUUCAGCUGUUCACAGGAUUCAGGAACAGACACAAUGCUUCUUGAAGACUAUAGCUCAGAUGGCCCUUCUCUUCCACAUUGUGUCUGUCCUCCUCGAAGAAGGAGUUCAGUGACAUUUGAAGAUGAAGUAGAGCAAAUUAAAAAUGGGCUUAGGGAAACUGCAAAGAAUUCUGUUCUUCACGUAAAAGCUGAUGUUCAUAAAUCUCUGGACAGUUAUGCAUCCAGCUUAGCAAGAGCUAUUGAAGCUGAUGUGAAAAUCAGCUUGUUUGGGGAAGGUGCUUUACCAGGAGCUCUUUUUCCUGCGCGGACUCUGCCAGGAAGCGGUGUGAACACACGGCGUGGCAUCAGGCCCCAUGCUAGCCAAAGACUUCAGCUUCAGAGCAUCGAUGAAGGGAAUAUUUGACAGAAGAACUAGAGGAAAGUAACGGAGUGAAACCACUAAGCGGGACCUACCAUGUCUGUUACUGUUUGAACAGAAGCAGGAUACCUCGUUGGGACGUUAUCAGUGAUCUUUGAAAACACAUGAAUGUCGGUUGAAUUCUGGUACUUGCAUCAGCAUUUUGCAGCAGUAUUUACUUGUUGUUUAGGGUGCUAUUGGACUUCUUUUUGCCACAUCUGAAACCUGUCAUACAGAGCAUAGGAACACAGAAUUUGUUUUUUUUUUUGUCAACCAAAUCAUUAGGCCAUUGAAUCACAUUGUCUCUUUUCAGCCAAAGCUGACGCAGAGAUGUAAAGUAUGUGCAGUGUUUAAUAAUUGUAGUGAUCCUUUUCUGAACACUAGGAUCAUCCAUUUAUACUUGAUACCCUGAGUGUUCUGAUGGGGGCUUGUACGUUGGUUUCUACACGCAGUCUUACUGUCAACAUUCCCAAAUAAUAGAGCAUGGAACACUAAGGACAACAAUUGAGCUUUACAGAGAGCUCAUGUAUGUUAUUAUUCUUCUUAUCCUUGCUAGCAGACAUUUCUGGCCAUUUGUCAGAAUGCUAGGUAUGAAAACUAAUUGCAUGUUGCUUCUGCUUUACGAGACACCUGCUUCUCCAGAUGUCAUGGGUUGAAGCAGACCAGCGUUGGAAGUUUCACAGAAAUAUUUGAGAAGGACAUCACUGCAGAGUUCUUAGUUUCUCUGAGAACUGCAAGUCUUCCCUGCUUUUGCUUUGACUAAAAGAUCACCCUGCAGCUUCAGGAAGCUUGACAGGACAUGAAUAAGGUAUUACCACUUUCAUCAUGUAUGCAGGAUUCAUCUUUUCUAUAGAAGGAAAUUCCAUGGGUUAUUUUUUAAUCAUGAGAGAAUGUAGUACUUCAUAGUUACCUCAGUGCAUAUAUUUUUUUGGAGUUUUAAUUCAUUAAUCUCUAGAAUAAGACCAUUUAGCACUUACGUUGCACCUUGCACAUUCUAGGCACUGUACAGACUUUACCUUGUUAGGCCUGUAUGAGAGGGCUGAUCAGCCUUGCUUGCCAAAGAAGAGGAAUGCAGGAACAGUUGAGCCAGAAAUGAAAGCAGCUGCAAGGGUGGAAAGAUUUGUUAUGAAAAGAGGGAUGAAGUGGAUCUUAUGAGAAUGCCCAGCAUGAGGAACCUCACUGUGCCUUUCUAGCCUGGACCUUUUCUUCCUUUAUGGAAGUUACUGCCCUGCCUUAAUGUUUGUUUCAAGGAGAUGGAUCAGUAGGAUAUCCGUUUCUUGAGGUUGGGAUUCAGUAGCAAAUGGACUUAUGGACUGAGGACCUGUAUUUAUUUACUCUGUGUCUGUUCUCCACUGUCUCUCAUUUUAAGUGUUUACUUUUGUUUCUUUUUCUUAGAAGUGAUCUGAGCUUUUGCAGCAGAUUCUUUGGAAAUUGAGGGAGACUGUUUACAUCUGGUCAAAAAAUUAAGUUGAUGGUUGUUAAAUUAUGUCUGCUUGCAACUUUCUCAAAGGUACAGAAACAAAAUAAGCUUUGAGGCAGAGCCUCAUCUCUGAUUUUA
Centrocercus urophasianus (Greater sage-grouse) is the source of this 3488-nucleotide messenger RNA. RefSeq names its product G protein-coupled receptor 161 (gene GPR161). Lineage: Eukaryota; Metazoa; Chordata; Aves; Galliformes; Phasianidae. Gene Ontology annotation, biological process: G protein-coupled receptor signaling pathway. The record is from RefSeq and is a predicted model, not a curated record. Gene Ontology annotation, cellular component: membrane; recycling endosome. The coding region runs from base 359 to 1936 and encodes 525 amino acids. Gene Ontology annotation, molecular function: G protein-coupled receptor activity. The transcript has 7 exons.